CCCAUAAUUCUUUUGAAGAAAAUUCCCCUUCUGCAUUACAACCUCAUCGUAAAGUCGAGACUUUUUCUUUAAUCAAACUUGAAGGCGUUUACCAACUACCUUGGAGUAGCAAAUGAAAAAUGAAAAAAAUGCUUUCGUGACAUUCGAAUCUCGGUCGGUCGAGCCAUUUGAGCUUUUCCAUUUCGUCCUUUUGAAAUUCAAUUCCAACGAUUCCGUGAAGUGCAACUGGCUUCGUAUCCAUACAACAAACAUGUGUUCAUUCAUAUGGAUCGUGGGACUCUUCUUGGUGGGCUCAACUUAUGGAGUGGAGGUCACCAAAUUGGAGCUCCGACAAAACCGUACUCCCGUGGAAUACUUGGAUAUUACGGGUCCAGAUCCCAUAUUGCAUUUGAUGUACUUUGAGUACAUCCUCGAUGAAGACGAAGUCGUUUGGAAAGUUGAAUUCGAGAAAGACGAGGAGCCCCUCUAUGUCCAUGAGCAGACGGUGCCAACUGGGGCCAUAGGCGCUGUGCUUGGAAACUUUAGCAUCCGAGAGAUUGACAUGCCCGCCAUUGGGCCAGACCAUGGCUUCCUUCGCUUAGUCCGACCCAAUGCCAAAAUGGAGGGUCUCUACACGGUCACUGUUCGGACCAAAGCUAACCUCACCUUCCCGGAGUUUGGGAACGAAACCUUGAAUCGAUAUCGCACUCAUGUCCGGGCUUUCAGUAAUUGUACUCAGAUGCUAUUCGACGGCCCAUUUCUCAACAUGGACACGUGUAACGUGGGCAUUCAUUUCUACUGCCAACAUCCAAUCUAUCCACUCCAAUCCGUGACCCAGCAUAAGAUCCAAUGGACGUCCCACGAUGAUCCGAGUUUUAGUCAAGAGGACAACCUCAACAUCCUCGAGUUCGAGACCAUGCCAGAUGGGCGAAUGGAGUUCGACUUGAAUGCUGAAUAUCACGUCUCCGAAGACUCGCCCGCGUCCGUGGAUAUGCAUUUCAUGUUUAGUCAGUUUGACAACGUUCCCAUCAUCCAUCACGAGGAGACUUUCAAUACCAACAUCAGUGGAUGUCGAUUCAAAGACCAAGCGUCAGGGGUGCCAAAUUUGAGUACUACUCCUGCAACACUCUUGACAAACUCGUUCUGCUUUUAUUUAAUGGUGGUAGGGAGACUCGGAUAAUUGGCUUAAUUUUCCAUAGAAAUACAAUUCAAUGCUGGCCUUGAGAAACCUUGUGCCGGAGAACCGAA
Molecule: messenger RNA, 1227 nt
Organism: Tigriopus californicus
Lineage: Eukaryota; Metazoa; Arthropoda; Copepoda; Harpacticoida; Harpacticidae
Exons: 6
Coding region: 113-1159 (348 amino acids)
Source: RefSeq, a predicted model, not a curated record